Molecule: messenger RNA, 5260 nt
Organism: Haemorhous mexicanus (house finch)
Lineage: Eukaryota; Metazoa; Chordata; Aves; Passeriformes; Fringillidae
Gene: FAM135A
Product: family with sequence similarity 135 member A
Exons: 22
Coding region: 284-4870 (1528 amino acids)
Source: RefSeq, a predicted model, not a curated record
CCCAGCGCAGAGCGGGCGCCGGCGGCACGGGCCGUCGCGGGAGCAGCAAGCGCUGGCGUCGGAUGCCUGCGCUACGCCAUCCCGGUGCUGCCGCGGCCUGGACUCCGCGGGGAGCACGGGCGAUCGGCGGGCAGCGGCGGCCGCUCCUUUGUGUCCCAGUUCAAGCAGUAUGUUUUUGACAGCAGAGAACUGGAAGACUGGUUGAUUGCCAUACUAAAAUGGAGUAUUUACCAGUGCAGUAACUAAGGUGCUGACAAGUUUUGACUUCUCCAUCCUCAUAAACAUGAGUGAAGUUCAGGCUAUGGUAGAAUUCUCCGUGGAGCUCCACAAAUUCUUCAAUGUGGAUUUGUUUCAAAGAGGCUUUUACCAGAUUCGUGCGUCUAUGAAAAUUCCUCCAAGAAUUCCACACAUAUUGGAAGCUAGUUUGUUACAUGGAACUGGUGCAACAGAUCUUGCCUUUCCUGCUUCAGUCCAUGACAAUAUAGUUUGCAGUAAAACGUUUCAGAUUCUUUACAAAAAUGAGGAAGUUUCUGUGAAUGAUGUGAUGAUUUUCAAAAUAAAAAUGCUGUUAGAUGAGAGGAAGAUUGAGGAGUCGCUUAAUGAAAUGAAUUUUCUGCUAACAUUAGAUUUACACUUCACGGAUACAGACUACUCACCAGAUGACCUGAGCACACUACAGCCAAUUAGUAGCCGAACUUUAAAGUUGCACUUUAACCUACACCAGGGCCUUCAUCAUUACGUCAAUGUCAUGUUUGAUUACUUCCACCUUUCUGUCAUAUCAGUUAUAGUCCAUGCUUCUUUGGUUGCUCUGCAUCAGCCAUUGAUAAGUUUUCCUCGCCCAGUGAAGAAUACCUGGUUGAACAGGAAUGCACCAGCACAAAGCAGGGACUCUGUGAUUCCUUCUCUGGAAAGUGUGGUCUUUGGCAAUAACUACACAAAACAAUUAUCAGCAGACGGUUGCAGUUUUGUUGUUUCAGAGUCUUUCCUCAGCCAUGCUUAUAAUUUCCACUAUACACUUUGUGCCACUUUGCUGCUUGCUUUCAAAGGGUUACAUAGAUAUUUCAUUACAAUAACCAAGGAUCUCCCCUCUUCUCACCGAAUUGAACUGGCCAAGGCCAGCAUGCAGGUCCUUUAUGAACGCCUUCUCAGAAGAAAAUAUCCACGAGCCCAGAGAUUCGCCUACCUAGAAAACAUAGAUGUAGAAAUUCGUCUUGCAGAAUUGUGUGAAGAAGUCAAGAAAAUGGAAAAUCCUGAUGAACUGGCAGAACUUAUAAAUAUGAAUCUUGCUCAGCUUUGCUCACUUCUGAUGGCUCUCUGGGGGCAGUUUCUGGAAGUCAUUACCUUACAAGAGGAGGUCACAGCUUUGCUAGCACAAGAGCAUCACACAUUAAGAGUGCGCAGAUUUGCUGAAGCAUUCUUUUGCUUUGAGCAUCCUAGGCAAGCUGCUCUUGCCUUUCAAGAACUACAUGCUCAAAGUCAUCUGCAGGUGUGUGCAGCUAUCAAAAACAUUUCCUUCUGCAGUUCUCUUCCACCCCUCCCAAUUGAAUGCAGUGAACUAGAUGGAGAUAUGAACUCCUUGCCUAUUAUCUUUGAAGAUCGGUAUUUAGAUUCAGUUACUGAAGAUUUGGAUGUACCUUGGUUGGUAGCUCAGAGUGUUCCAAGGGCUGAGUCCAAUAAACUGGAUAAAUUAGAAGCUGAAGAAGGUUUCGUUGCUGGUUUUAGUAGCCCAGACCUGAAAAUGAGACCUGCUGGUACCUCCGUCUUUUGGCAUUCAGAAGCUGAAAAGAUGCUAACAAAAACCUUCAAAGGGAAAAAUGAAGAUACAAAUAAAUCCAAAGCUAAGGUUGCUAAGCUCAUAAAAACAAUGAAAGCUGAAAACACCAAAAAAGUCGUAAAACAGAACUCAAAGGACUCUGUGGUGUUAGUAGGAUACAAAUGUUUGAUAAGUGCAGCACUGGAAAAUGCCUGUAGAAGGUUAGAUGGUGAGCCUUCGUACAGUGCUAACGAAGGGCUGGACCCUGGAGUAAGUGGAAUUCCUUGUGAUACAAAGGCCUGCAUCAGGCAAAUAACUCGAAGAGACCUUCCAUUGAUGCCAUAUGACGAAAUGGCCGUCAAGAUUGAAGGUGACCAACCAGGUCCAAGUAGUCCUGUGCACUGUGAAAAUGAGGCUAUUUUUGAUAGACUGACUAUCUCCCAGACAGGUUCUGGAACUGUUCAAGCAAAUAAUGCUUUACAACACAGGGGUACACUUGAAGAUUGUCAUGGAGGUCAACCAGCUUCCUCCUGUCCUUCAGGAGUCAGGACAACUGAGGUCAAAGCAAGUAAUAAGAAUCUUUAUGAAGAGGAGAAAGGAGUGGCUCAAACUGGAUCGUGGCCUAAGUUUUUACAAGAUGAGGAGCACAAAGAGAAUUUGUUGACACCCAGUAUUCAGUCUUCAGGAUCUGAAAAUAAAUUGAAUUUGGGAGAACAGGACCUCAUGCUUGAAAAGGAAGAGGUCCAUGAGAGAAACUGUCAGCAUACCAGUGACAUGUUGACAAAAAUGAAAAGCAAUCCAUCUACUCUUUCAACAAAAGAAAGUCAAAUCUCUGCAAGUGGAGACAUGACUAAAUUACCAGAUGUUAGUGUGACGUAUGCCUCUUCUAGAUUUUCAGAUUCAGGUGUAGAAAGUGAACCAAGUUCUUUUGCAACUCACCCCAAUCCUGAUCAUGUUUUUGAAAAUGUUCCUGGACAAAGUGCAUACAAUGGUGAGAAAGCAUUUCCUCAGCCUUUACUAAAACCAGACUGUGCAAUAAAAAACACAAUUGAAAGCCAUUGCACUGAGAGUACAAGUGCUGUAAGUGAAAUACAGUCAUCCCUGACUUCCAUAAAUUCACUUCCUUCAGAUGAUGAUGAGCUGUCACCUGAUGAGAAUUCAAAGAUAUCUGUUGUACCUGAAUGCCAGCUAAGUGACAGCAAAACAGUAUUGGAUCUAGGAGCAAUUGACCUGCCAAAAUGUGAUGACAGUAAAACAUCAAACACUGAUUUGCAGCAACAGCUUGUUGUGUGUUCAGGGCACUUGGAUAACAAAACUGUGUCUAAAAAUUCCUUACUCUCAGGAAAAAAAGAACUGUUACACUUGGUUGUUUCACAUGAAGGCACGCAUACUGAUGUGGAAAGUUACAGCCCACAAACAGGCCCUGACACAACCUGUAAGGACCCUCAGGACCUUGAAAGGCCUCCUAGAGCUACAGAAGAAACAGUUAAGUUGUGUUUGGAAACAACUUGCAUGGGUGAGCCAUCUGCUGUUUCAGGUUCUUCAUCUGAAAAUGCAGCGGUUAAAAAAACAAACAAAGAAAAACAUAAUGAGCCUUUAGAACUAAAGGACACAACUGAAGAACUGUCAGGAGCUAAAAGUGAAACUGGUACAGAUAAUCCUUCUCCAACUGGUAGUGCUGACAUGGUAAAGCAAGGGCUUGUAGAAAACUAUUUUGGCUCUCAAAGCAGCACAGAUAUUUCAGAUAUUUGGCCUAUGAACAAGAGCAAUCCUGUUAGCCCUCAAAAGGAAGCAUAUGAAAAACAAGUUAUUUGUUCUUCCCAACAAGAUGAGGAAGAAGAAGAGGAUCAAGAAAUGAUUGAAAAUGGGUAUUAUGAAGAAACCGAUUAUAGUAUAUUAGAUGGAGCAUGCAGUGCUGACCAGGAUCAUGGCUUAGCAGGAGAGAGAGUCCUGAGAUCUGAAAUGAUUGACAGUGGACACCUGCAAGACAUAAUGACUGUGCCUCCUGUCUGUACUCCUGGCUGUUUGUCUUUCCCUACUUCUCUGAGAGACUCUCCCUGCAAUGUUACCUCUUCUUCAAAGAAUAAAUCCGAUGCAAUUACACAACAGCCAGGCAGCACAUCCUACAGCUCAGCUUCAGCUGUUUCCUGGUAUGAAAGCUCCCCAAAACCUCAAAUGUUAGCUUUCCUACAGGCUAAAGAAGAAUUGAGGCAACUUAAACUUCCUGGAUUUAUGUAUAGUGAUGUUUUCAAACUGGCUUCUUCAAUACCUUAUUUCAGUAUGGAAGAUGAUGAGUGUUCAGAAGAAGGAGUACAUCUGAUAGUUUGUGUCCAUGGCCUCGAUGGUAACAGCGCAGAUCUAAGAUUAGUGAAGACUUACAUUGAGCUAGGGCUGCCUGGAGGAAGAAUUGAAUUUCUUAUGUCUGAAAGAAAUCAGAAUGAUACCUUUGCUGAUUUUGAUUCCAUGACAGAUCGCCUUUUAGAUGAAAUUAUACAGUAUAUACAAAUUUAUAAUCUACCCCUUUCCAAAAUCAGCUUUAUUGGACACUCACUGGGUAAUUUAAUAAUCCGUUCAGUGCUCACAAGACAUCGAUUUAAGUAUUACCUCAACAAGCUUCAUACCUUCCUGUCUCUGUCUGGACCACAUCUUGGUACCCUCUACAACAGCAGUGCUCUUGUUAAUACAGGACUGUGGUUUAUGCAGAAAUGGAAGAAGUCUGGUUCUUUAUUGCAACUGACAUGUCGAGACCAUUCAGAUCCACGACAGACAUUCUUAUAUAAACUUAGUAAAAAAGCAGGUCUUCAUUACUUCAAAAACAUUGUGUUAGUAGGAUCUCUGCAGGAUCGUUAUGUUCCUUAUCACUCUGCUCGCAUUGAGAUGUGUAAAACAGCUUUAAAGGAUAAACAAUCAGGACCAAUUUAUGCUGAAAUGAUCCAGAACCUGCUUCUGCCAGUUCUUCAAAACAAGGAAUGUAAUUUGGUUCGUUAUAAUGUAAUUAAUGCAUUACCCAAUACAGCAGAUUCUCUCAUAGGGAGAGCUGCACACAUUGCUGUUCUUGAUUCAGAAAUAUUUUUAGAAAAAUUCUUUCUUGUUGCUGCCCUAAAAUACUUUCAGUAGAGAAAAGCAUUGUCAGAGACUUGGUUAUUACCUCAUUAACAGAUGAAUUCAGAUAAUGUGUGGUGUUAAAGUAUAGCUGCAGCUGUAUUUUAAGAGAUAUUUAUACUUUUUAUAUGGAAGAUAAUUUAUAUCAUCCACACUUAGGGCUUUUUAACAUCAACUUUACUUUCUAGGUAAUGUGACUGUGCAAUAUUUUUUUAUUUUGUUCUUUUUACUUUUCUAUUACUUUUUCUUAAUUUUGGGUACCUAAUUAUUUGGAGAUUAAAGCACAGUGUGUACUUUUGUUUGGUUGGUUAUUGGCUUUCAGACAACAGAAGUCGAUGUUACUUGGCUACAUUUUACAAGAGGCUUUAGAUGCCAAAAAUAAAUUGGAUUUUAAAAUUCUAACAA